This is a messenger RNA of Oryzias melastigma (Indian medaka), 4615 nucleotides long. RefSeq names its product integrin, alpha 11a (gene itga11a). The transcript is spliced from 30 exons. Gene Ontology annotation, molecular function: integrin binding. The record is from RefSeq and is a predicted model, not a curated record. Gene Ontology annotation, cellular component: external side of plasma membrane; integrin complex. Gene Ontology annotation, biological process: cell-matrix adhesion; cell adhesion mediated by integrin; integrin-mediated signaling pathway. The coding region runs from base 95 to 3706 and encodes 1203 amino acids. NCBI's taxonomy places the organism in Eukaryota, Metazoa, Chordata, Actinopteri, Beloniformes, Adrianichthyidae.
GAGGAAACCAAAGGGGGAUCUUUAACUGUGCUUGCCGCUGGGUCUCUGCACCUCAUACACCCUCACAGCAGCCAUCACUCAUACACAUUAUCACAUGCAUGCGCACAGCAGCAGCAGCAGCAGACACAUGGAGUACUACUGCUUCCUCCUGCUCUGGAUUUGCAGCCAGCAGUUUGGACUCCAUGACUGCUUCAACAUCGACACGAAAACACCCAGGAUCAUCAAAGGCCCCAAACAAGCUCAGUUUGGAUACACUGUUCAGCAACAUGUGGCUGCUGGAGGAGAAAAAUGGUUGCUAGUCGGAGCUCCCUAUGAAAUGAAUGGACCUUACCAGACUGGGGACAUUUACAAAUGUUCACUGAGCAAACGGACCAACGGCAAUGGCUGCUCAAAGCUCAAUUUAGGAAGGAUAUCUUUGACCAACGUGUCGGAGCGAAAGGACAAGAUGAGGCUGGGAAUGACUCUGACGUCGAACCCGAAAGACAACAGCUUCGUGGCUUGUGGGCCCUUGUGGUCCUAUGAAUGUGGUAGCUCUUACUACAGCACUGGGAUUUGCUCCAGAGUGAAUGCAAGCUUUAAGUUCUCCAGAACCAUUGCUCCUGCCUUUCAGAGAUGUGAAACCUACAUGGACAUAGUAAUAGUCCUCGAUGGCUCAAACUCCAUCUAUCCAUGGUAUGAAGUACAAGCUUUUCUUAUCAACAUUCUCCAGAAGUUUCAUGUUGGACCAGGUCAAAUACAGGUCGGUGUCGUCCAAUAUGGCGAAAAAGUCGUCCAUGAAUUCAAACUCAGUGACUACAAAUCAGUGGAGGAGGUGGUGAAAAGGGCACGCAGCAUCAACCAGCGGGGUGGGGAGGAGACCAACACAGCCCUUGGCAUCAACACAGCACGGUCGGAAGCGUUCAAACAGGGAGGACGACGUGGUGCCAAAAAAGUUAUGAUAGUUAUAACUGAUGGAGAGUCACAUGACAGUGCUGAUCUCAAACAAGCCAUUGAGGACAGCGAGAAAGACGACAUCACCCGCUAUGCCAUUGCUGUGCUUGGCUACUACAACCGCAGAGGAAUCAAUCCAGAAGCUUUCCUCAAUGAAAUCAAAUACAUAGCCAGCGACCCGGACGACAAACACUUCUUUAACGUGACCGAUGAGUCGGCGCUAAAGGACAUUGUGGAUGCGCUGGGAGAACGGAUCUUCAGCUUAGAAGGGACCAGCAAGAAUGGGACGGCAUUUGGCCUCCAGAUGUCUCAAGCAGGGUUUUCCGCCCACAACGUGGAGGAUGGGACGGUGGUGGGCGCAGUGGGUGCAUAUGACUGGAAUGGGGCAGUGCUCAAAGAAACCAGACAGGGGAAGGUGGUUCCUCCAAAGUUGUCCUACAGGCAGGAGUUUCCUGAGGAGCUCAAAAACCAUGGGGCAUACUUGGGUUAUACCGUAACAUCUGUGAUGUCAGCCAGGAGUGGCCGUCUGCUCGUAGCAGGAGCUCCACGAUUUAAUCACACCGGCAAAGUGAUUAUCUUCACUUUGAAGAACUCCGGCAACCUCACCAUCCUGCAUUCACUUAAAGGCUAUCAGAUCGGCUCUUACUACGGCAGUGAGAUUGCCCCAAUGGAUAUUGACGGAGACGGCGUGACGGACAACCUUCUGGUGGCAGCUCCAAUGUUUUUCAGCGGAGGCCUGGAGAAAGGAAAGGUCUACAUUUACAGAAUAACAGAGCUGAAUCGAUUCAUCUUUGAAGGAGCACUAGAGAUUCAUAAUGGUGGCCAGAACGCUCGCUUCGGUUCAUCCCUCGCUCCUGUUCCUGAUCUAAAUGGAGACGGCUUCAAUGACUUGGUGGUUGGAGCUCCACUAGAAGACGACCAUAAAGGAGCCAUAUAUGUCUUCUUUUCCCAGAACAACAGAAUACUACGCAAAUAUAAACAGCGGAUAGCAGCGGCAGAUUUGGCUCCAGGUCUGCAGUAUUUUGGCCGCAGCAUUCACGGUGUGAUGGACGUGAGUGAUGAUGGUUUGGUGGACCUCGCUGUAGGAUCCCUUGGUGCUGCAGUUAUUCUUCGGUCACAGGGUGUUGUCCGGAUAUAUACCAGUGUCAGGUUUGAACCCACCAAGAUCAACAUCUUUGUGAAAGACUGUCAGAGAGGCGGCAAAGACGUGACCUGCAUGUCAGCCAUCGUGUGUUUUAACAUCACUGCCAGGACCCCUGUUCCUCUGGAGAGGGAAAUUGGGAUAAAGUACAAUGUCUCCAUCAUGGAGCGCCGUUUCAACCCGCGGGCCUUACUGGACAACCCGAGCAAGAUGCAGCCCCAAAAUCUCACUCUCUCUCCUGGGGUGGACACCUGCAAGCACAUCUACUUCCAUGUGAUGGAAACCACAGACUAUGCCAGACCUGUCGUGUUUGCUGUACAAGUGGGCCUGCAGGAUCCAGAGAACGAACCAGUUCUGGAUGAAAGUUGGCCGACUCUUUUGAGAACGGAGCUUCCUUUCUGGAAUGGCUGUGAUGAGGACGACCACUGCACACCGGACCUGUCGCUGCAGAGUACCACCGACCUGAUGACGCAGAAACAGUUCUGUGCACAGCAUGCAAACUCUCACGGCGUGUUCUGCCGCCGUCAAAGUGAGGACAAGGUGGAGGAACUUCUGAGAGUGCUGGCGGGGAAGAGAAGGAAGAUGGUGGUCGACAUCAAACUGGAGAACAAAGGAGAGAACGCCUAUAACGCUGUCUUCAGAGCCACAUACUCAGCCAAUCUGCUUUUCUCAAGCCUCAUUGUCAAGGAUAACUCUGAUAUCAAAAUUGAGUGUUACACCACGGACAAAACUAGGAAUGAGAAGAUUUGCAACGUCAGCGCCCCGUUCAUGAGAGCAAAAACUCAGGUGUCCUUUCGACUGGAAUUUGAGUUCAGUCACAUCGUCCUCCUGGACCACGUCAGAGUCGUACUGCAGGCCAGCAGUGAUGGGGAGGAAAUAAACAAAGCGGAUAAUUUCAACGUGAUCUAUUAUCCUCUGAAAUAUGAGGGAGAUCUUCUCUUCACAAGGCAUUCAGAUCCAACUCAGUAUGAGAUCAAACCUGAGCUCUCUCUGGAGGAGCCGGGAAUCACUGGUCCUCCCUUCAAUUUCACUUUUCAGAUUCAAAACCUUGGAUACUUUCCAGUGAGAGAUCUGCAGCUUGAAAUUGAGAUUCCUCAAAUGACAAAAAAUGGAAACCAGCUCCUGCAGAUAUCGGAUUUCCACUUUGACCAGAGAGACGGUACAGACUGUUUACUGCCUCAGCAUGUGGCCCACAGCAGGGCGUCACCUGAGGAUCUAUCUCGCUUCUCCCGCUUGAACCGCUCCAACACGCUAACUCUGCCGAUCCACUGCACCAUCAAUGUGGCUUCCAAGAAAGAAAUUGUAGUUCGGAUCUCUGGAGCCCUGAACAUAGAUACUUUACACACACUGAAGUUUAAAGUCCUGGAACUAGUGACCAGUGCUACAAUGGAGCUUCCCUCUUCCAGCCCCAUGUUAUUACACGAAGAGAGACCCAUCAGACAUAUAAUACUGGAGAUCAGGAAGCAGGGGGAUUACAGAAUCCCCAUUUGGAUUAUCAUCGGUAGCACGCUAGGAGGGCUUUUAUUGUUAGCUCUGCUCAGCCUGGCUCUGUGGAAGCUUGGCUUCUUCCGGAGGCAGAAGCGGAGAGACAAGGAGGAGCCAGAGACCAAUGGGAAGGUGGCUGAGGAGCGGUAACGCUGGCACAGAGGAGACUUUGGUUUGUUUUCAGAGGAGACGCCACACUCAGGGACUAACCCACCUCCACCUGGAACCCCCCCAGCAGCUCCGCGUGGUUCCAGCACUGUCCCACUCACUCAGUUCUCGUGCACUGUUAGGAUCUCUGUCGUCCCUCCACAUCUGGCAGUUCUCUUUAAGGACAUUUGUAAGGAAAACAACUGAUCCGAUUCCCCGCGUUUGCUUUUCUUUUGGAACAAAAUCAUAGCCAGCCAUUUAAUUUGUGUAUUUAUUUAACUCUAAAAGAAAUGUUUGAGAUUUAUUAAAAAAUAAGAAAAACAUUAUGUCAGGGUCAACACCCAAAACCUACUAAAAUAUGUAGAUAUAGUGUAUAUUAAAGUUUAUAUUUAAAGGAUUUAUUUGCAACAUAGCCUGUUAACUUUUGACCAUAAACUUUAAGAAAUAGACACACAAAAAAUAGCAAUAAAAUCUAGAGAACGAAUUGUACAACUUUUACUUUCCAGUCUUUUAAACAUCUGAUGCACUUUUGAUAUUAUGUAUAAUAACUUGAAUUUGUAAAUAUUGAAGAAGUGCCUUGCUGAUUGUUCUUCAGUUUGAUGUUUUUUUUAUUCUUCAUAUUCUCAAGGUGGUUAAGAACUGUUUUAACUUAAACAACUUUCUUUCAGAAAACCAAUAUGCGACUGUUGCAUGCCGUUUACAUGCACUGUAUCAGAGCAAAGGGUGUGCCGUGUGUGUUAUUUACUGUCUUUUUAAUGGGUUGGAGAUUAAUGAAUAUGAUGGUUAUACUGAUGGAUAUGAAGACUGGUGCAAACGUGUCAUAUGUAAGAGCAGAAUCUGAUCCUAGUUUAUUGUGUUGACAUGUGAAGAGCUUUGACAUGUAUGCAAAUAAAAAUCUGUGCUUGUGCGUCA